UUUUGUCCCAAAGUAUUUCGAUCUCAUAUUUGGAAUUUAAUGAAUAAACAUCUUCAUCAGCAUCCUUUAAUUCCAGAUAUAUCUCAACAAAAUUUAACAUCUGAUAUAAUUAGAAAGCAAGCAGUUUUAGAAAUGUAUACUUUUUGCAAGGAGAAUUCACUUGUACGGGUAUGGUCAUAUAUGUGGCGAGAAUGGUAUUCUAAGGAUAGAUGGGUGCUUUGGGCGCGUUCAGCAUUUAAUACUCUAUCUAUACUAAAAACAACAAUGUUCGUAGAGGGACAUUGGAAAGUCCUAAAAAGGGAUUUUUUAUAUAAGUUUUUUCGCCCACGGUUAGAUCUUUUAGUAUAUAUAUUACUUGAAAAAUUAAUUCCUCAUCAACAAUGCAAGUUUGAACAACAGCUUUCUGGACGUGAAAUGCUAGAUUAG
This is a messenger RNA of Rhizophagus irregularis DAOM 181602=DAOM 197198, 426 nucleotides long. Lineage: Eukaryota; Fungi; Glomeromycota; Glomeromycetes; Glomerales; Glomeraceae. The record is from RefSeq and is a predicted model, not a curated record.